Rotaria sp. Silwood2 is the source of this 237-nucleotide messenger RNA. The record is from the annotation of a GenBank genome assembly. NCBI's taxonomy places the organism in Eukaryota, Metazoa, Rotifera, Eurotatoria, Philodinida, Philodinidae.
AUGGAAAUAAAUGAAGUUGAAUAUAAAAGUCUUCGGGACAAAUUUCAAUCAAUUGAAAAUGAGUUGAUACAAGCGGAAAAAAAUCUGCAAAUGCAUCAAAAAGAAUUAGAAACUGAUCGAGAAAAAUUGAAAAAGCUUUCAGUCGAUCAUCGAAAUCUUUUACCAGAUUUAUCUGAAGCUGAAGCAAAAUUGCGGCAAAUUAUUGAAGAAGUUUCCACGACACAUUUAAAGUUAUGA